AUGAGGAAGGCUGUGGCUAAUCGUUUAGAAGGGCUCUUUUUGAACGUUCCGCCUAGCAGGGACGUGCCGUUUUUGGGUCGCUCGGCUGCCACAAGGCUGGCUCGAUUACGCAGUAUCAUGGAAAUCUCGCCUGGGAUCGCUUCUUACCAUUGUCGACAUGUUAAAUUCAACAGGGUUUUGCAAAUGCAUGAAUCGGGUCGACGGGCCUCUGAGAUUUUAGCUAAUGCUAGAAGAAACGCUCGGAAACAGGACGAUUUUAGCCGUGGUGGCUUUCACUUUACGGCUAUAUGGGACCAUAUACUGGAGUCUCAAUGCGCCCACGCUAAUUUAACUGCCAAUGGCGACAGCGAUUGCUCACGCUGUCUUUUCGAGAGAUCACUGAGACUUCCGGAACUUCCAGAAAUGGUUUUUCCAAAAAAUACGCUUAUUGUCGACUUCAUACAAUUCCCAGGCUCCUCAAUCAGCUUCAGUGCCUUAGAAGCUCUCAAAAUGGUAUCAAGCGAUACACUGCCCGAUGUACAGGUAGCUCCUUCGUCUGUUUGGCAAGAAGCGAGGCAGGGAAUGACAGGAAGAAUGGCGCAUCCUUUCGACUGGACUUUUACUUCUAAAUACGCUGGAAGUGUACAGAAUUGCACGGUUGAAGUCACUAACGAUCCGAUCGACUUAGAACGCCUAAAGCGCCAGGAGCCAAUAGGUUUCUACGCUCAAGUCACGCUGUAUGAAGACGAGUUAGCUGAUCAUGGCACAGCACAGAUGUCUGUUCGGAUUCGCGUCAUGCCAGAUUUCUUUUUUGUGCUCAUGCGCUUUUAUCUCCGUAUAGACCGGGUACUAGUACGGGUAUGCGAUACUCGUUUGGUGGGUGAUAACGGCAAAGAUUACGUGAUAAGGGAAUGGAGCCUUCGAGAGGCGAAGGUAGCGGAUUUGCAACAUCUUCCACCGGAGGUCUUACUUGACGGAAACCAAGUGUGGGCAUCACUUCCCGUUGUCGAAAUGAAAAACGAAAAAAUUACACCGAUCUCUUCGGUGCGGCCAGCGACUUUAAGCAAAAUUGAAAGGAAAGUAAAAUUAACCGAAUGCGCUGCGAAUCUGGAUGCUUUUGAGUUCAGUGGUAUGUUUAGCAUCGGAUGA
Messenger RNA from Cylicocyclus nassatus, 1128 nucleotides. Lineage: Eukaryota; Metazoa; Nematoda; Chromadorea; Rhabditida; Strongylidae. The record is from the annotation of a GenBank genome assembly.